CGAGGCCUCGCCGUGCUGCUCAUGGAGCUCCGGGGCGUGUGGCCCAAGGCGGCGCAGAUCCUCAGCACGCGCUCGGACGUGCUGCGGUGGCCGCAGGUCCGCAGCGCCCUGCAGUGCAGCUACGAUCACUGCGCGCCGUUCGAGGAGGCGGACGUGAUAGAGGUCCUCAACAACGAGUGGCCUGGCUGGAGCAGGGAGUACUUCCUGGGCGGCGUGCUCGGCACCGGCUCGGUGGGCCAGGUGCACGAGCUCGUCGGGCGUUACAGUGGGGAGAACUUCGUGCUGAAGGUCGUGUUCCAGAAGUUCUACGCCAGGAUGGCCGAGGACUUCCAGCUGCUGCGUGCCCUCGGCGAGAACGACGGCGACGACGACAUCGCCAGGCUGCUGCGGGAGAUGUGGCUCUGCCUGGAGGAGAGCGUGGCGGAGAUCACCAACGAGUUCGACCUCGUGCACGAGGCGGAGGCCACCCGGGCUGGCCGGGAGGUGGUCGCCAAGGCGCAAGCGGAGUCCGCCGCGGUCCUGGCGCGCAUCGAGGGCGCCCGCGGGAUCCGCCUGCCGCGCUUCGACGUCGUGGAGGUCGUGGACAUGUGGCUGGGCCGCUCCACGAUGGUGCAGAAAAAGGCCGUCGGCGUGCCCCUGAGAAACUUCCUCGCCGACAUUCAGCCCGCGGAGAUGAGGGUCCAGGCGAAGACGGCGUACUACGAAGCCAUCUUCGAGAUCUGGGGGCGGAUGAUCUUCGAGGAGAACUUCUUCCACGCCGACCCCCACCCCGGCCAGUUCCUGCACGACGCCUCGGCUGGGCCCGGAGGCAAGCUCUGGCUCCUCGACUGGGGCCUCGUCCAGCAGCUCCCGAAGCCCGUCCACCGCCAGCUGUGCGAGAUCUACUCGCUGCUCGGCUCGCUCUACGAGGAGGUGCCCCAGGCGCUGAAGGCCGCCCCGGGCAUCCUGCGGCGCUGGGUGGGCGCCUUCGCCGCGCAGGAGGCGCUCGAAGGAGCCAUGGACAUAGUCCACCGCCGCUUCUGCGAGCGCGUCGCCGACGCCAUGCGGAAGAUGGGCUUCAGCACGGCGCAGAACAACAGCCUGAUCCUCACGGCCACCGCGCUCUCCAUCUUCGACACGGCGGUCCAGCACGCGGACGUGACGAAGACCAGGGUGUACCAGCAGAUCGACCCCCUGCAGGGCUGGCCGGCCGACAUCCUCAUCUUCUUCCGCGCCACGCAGACCUUGGGCGGCCUGACCCGCGACCUCAGCGAGGACAACGGCGGCAUGCUGUCCACGGUUCGCUCCUGGUGGCCCCACGCGCAGAGGUGCACCGCCAGGUACCAGCAGGAGGAUGAGGA
Molecule: messenger RNA, 1340 nt
Organism: Prorocentrum cordatum
Lineage: Eukaryota; Dinophyceae; Prorocentrales; Prorocentraceae
Source: the annotation of a GenBank genome assembly